Messenger RNA from Saccostrea echinata, 1442 nucleotides. Its product is annotated as testis-expressed protein 9-like. Bases 54 to 1316 code for a protein of 420 amino acids. NCBI's taxonomy places the organism in Eukaryota, Metazoa, Mollusca, Bivalvia, Ostreida, Ostreidae. The record is from RefSeq and is a predicted model, not a curated record. The transcript has 12 exons.
AUAUUGGCAACAUUUACGACUUUCAUUAUUAGUCGUAAAGUAGAUUGUAAAUCAUGUCUGAAGCACAGUCAAGAAAUAAUUCAGCUAAACAAGCCAGACCUUUGUCAGGGAGACAGUCUUCCCAUGGCAUUAAAAACACAAAUGUCCCAUCCAGGGGUGGAUCUGGGAAUUUGUCUGCUUCCAGAGGUGGAACUGGUGUCAGAGAUUUAGCCAGCAAAGAAGAGGAAUACAAGAAGUUAAAUGCAGAGUUGGAGGCAAAGACAGCCAACCUUGUAGCAGAGGCAGAGGAAGUCCUGCGAGAACAGGAAUCUGUUCUGUCUAAGUCCCGUCUCCUUGACAACAUCAACUCUGAGGAAUUCCUCAAAGAAUUUGAUGAAGACAUAACAGGCCCAAAUGAGAACACAGAAUUAACAGCCAGGCCCUCCUCAAGACCAAGUUCUAAACUGACCAAUCAGAUUCGACCACAAUCCACCAAUCAAAGUCGUGCACAAUCUAAAACAAAGCGUCCAAUUUCUGCAAAAUCUCAGCCUCGCAGUACGAAGUCAAACAUAGCUGAUGAUGUAGCUGUCCCAGACGAGACGUUUAUGACGGAUUUUAAGAACUUCUCUCUACAGAACACAGUAGCUAACAUUGAAGGUCAGAUAGACAGCGGUGAUCUCCCCUUGGAGGAAGAAGACGAUGUUUUACCUCAUGCUGCGGCAGACAUGGGAACAGAGGCGACAAUCCGAUUUUUGAAGGCCAAGCUACGAGUGAUGCAGGAAGAGGUCGAUAGGUUAUCUCAAGAGUGUAACAAAAAGGAUGAAGCAAACACUGGCUUGUCGUCUCGCAUUAAAGAACUAGAGGAGGAACGAGGACGCAUGCACCGAACAAAUGCAGCACAACAGUCACAGAUGGAUAAAUAUAAAAAGAUCGCGGAGGAGGCACGGGGAAAAUCAGAGAGUGUGGAGGGUCAACUGACAGCUGUACGCAAGGAGCUGGAGCAGAUGAAGCGUCAACAGAAACAACAGACGACCUCACAGAGUGCCACAGAAGUACGCCUGAACCGAGCCCUGGAGGAGAUAGAGAAAUAUAAAGAACAGUUAUCCAGACAUAAAUCUACAUCCAAGGAAUCCACAGAACAGGAAAGGAAGAGACUUGAUCAGCUGGUGAAUGACAACAAACGACUGGAGAAACAGAAAAAUGAACUCAUGGCAGGGUUCAAAAAACAGCUCAAACUCAUAGAUGUACUCAAAAGACAGAAGAUGCACAUUGAGGCAGCCAAGAUGUUGUCAUUUUCUGAGGAGGAGUUUGUUAAAGCUCUAGAAUGGGGCAGCUAGCAAUUGUUAAUUAUUGUACAGACAUUCUCAAAUGUAGAUCCCUAGGUCUGCUUCACCAAGUGGUGUUGCAAGGAAAAAUUUAUGUACAUUUUGCUUAUUGACUAAAUUUAUAAAAUAUAAAAGAUA